AAAUCAUGUGUAAUGGUUUAUAAGCAACGUGGCUUUUGAAGUGGUGUUGAACACAACAUAAACAUCUGAUUUGUUGUCAUUUUAGUCUGUAUUAUAUGCCCUUUCUCAGGAUGAUAAACUUUAACCCUUCCAUGUUGAAUAACAAUUGCCAAUCCUCAUUCUUUUAGUUGACCAAUACUAAGAAGAUUGUUUCUAAUUCUGACGCAAAGUAUACUUCACGAACAACAUGUGUAAUACCACUUAGUGUCAGCUUGAUGCUGCCUUUUCCUAACACAACCAUAAAUAUCUUAUUUCUGAGUUUCACAUCAUGCCUGAUAUCAUCGUUUGGAUCGAAAAACAAAUUCUUAUCACCACACACACAUGUGGUUGCUAUAUCCAGAAUCUAGGUACCAGACAUCUACCCUGCGAGCAUUAUUCAUUUCCACAUAUGAGAUUUACAACACUGCCUCUUCUUCUAUUCAGCAUGUUAGCUUCCUUGUCCCAACCUGAACACUCAUAUUGAAAGUGCCCAAGUUUGUGACACUUGGCACUCCAUGGCUUCUUUGUUGUAGAACUGGCGAGCUUUACCUCUUCCCCUAUCUCUGUAAGCACUUCGACACCGUCCUAAUUUGAGUGCGUGUUCUUCUCCUGUAUGAUGUUGAAACUUCUGCCCAUGAACAAUAAGAUAGCUCUGCAGUUCAUCAAUGGAGAGUCAAUGUUGUUAAGACUCCUCAAUAGAGCAAACUGCAUAGUUAAACUUUUUACUCAAAUAUCUGACUAGGAUGACUUCUCUAAACUCAAACAAAAACCUAAACUUUCUCUUCAAAGAUGAGGGCACUUGCCAUUAUUGAUGUUAAUUUUCUACCCUCGAUCUGUUUCUAAACAUUUUUUAGGUUCUCUCACUUCUUUCUUAACAGAAAUCUUAAAAUGUUUAAACAUGAUCAAUGCCUCAGAUUUUUCUUCCAAAAAAUAACUCCAUCCAUUUCUAGUAAAAAUAAUCAAUGAAGCAUAUAUUAGUACCUCUUUUUGCUGUUGGAGAUGGUAGAUAUUGGUCCAUGAAGAUCUGCAUGAGUAAGUUGGAGCUUCUCCGUGGCCCUCCAAUUGCUUUCUCUGGUAUUGGAUCUUGGUGUUGCUUCCCAACUAUGCAGUGAGUACAUACUGUUGACGAAUUCUUAAACUGAGUUAGAUGGAAGAUCAGAGCCAUAAUGUGUACUCACUGGAUGAAGCAUUAUCUGCAAUUGGGUUUGGGAACUUCCAGGGUUUGGUGCUUGCUUAUGCUGGCCUUGGUUGGGUUGCAGAAGCAAUGGAAAUGAUGAUUCUCUCUUUCAUAGGGAGAGAAGUUCAGGUUGAGUGGGGGUUGUCAUCUAGCGAAGAGAGCUUGAUAUCAACAGUGGUUUUCGCUGGCAUGCUGGUUGGUGCAUACUCAUGGGGUUUGGUAUCAGAUAUGUAUGGAAGGAAAAAGGGGUUUCUUGGUGCAGCUAUAUUAACCGGUGGAGCUGGGUUAUUAAGUGCUUUCUCACCAAACUAUAUAUCUUUGGUGGUGCUUCGUUUUUUGGUUGGUAUUGGUCUUGGAUGUGGGCAUGUGUUUACAUCAUGGUUUCUAGAGUUUGUUCCUACUCCAAAAAGAGGGAGAUGGAUGAUUAUUUUCUCAAGUUUCUGGACUGUUGGAACAAUUUUUGAAGCCGCACUUGCAUGGAUUGUCUUGCCAAGGUUUGGUUGGAGGUGGCUCCUUGUACUUUCUUCUCUACCAUCUUUUGUUCUGCUUAUCUUCAAUGGUGUUAUACCAGAAUCUCCAAGGUACCUAUGUAUGAAGAGUAGAACAACUGAAGCAUACGACAUCCUUCAGAAAGGAGCUCAUUUAAAUCAACAAGAACUUCCUUCUGGCAUGCUUGUUUCUCAUAGCACUAGUGAGCUGAAUGAGGAGUUUGCUUCAUCUGAAGAUGCAUAUUUGCUCUCGGCAAGAAGGAAGACCCUAGCAUCUGAAUCAAGAACCUCAUCUGUGGCUGUAAUUUUUUCACCAAAGUUGAUCAGAACAACGCUUCUACUGUGGUUAUUAUACUUUGGAAAUACAUUCUCAUACUAUGGCAUCAUAUUGCUGACCUCUGAGCUGAGUGGUGGGAAAAGUGAUUGUAGCACAACUUCUUUGAAUUUAAAAAACACGAAGGAUGCCAGCCUUUACUUGGAUGUAUUUGUUACGAGUUUGGCUGAACUUCCUGGGCUUGUAUUGUCAGCAUUUAUCGUGGACAGAGUGGGGCGCAAAUUUUCGAUGCUAAUUAUGUUCAUUUUAGGUUUCAUUCUGCUGUUGCCACUGGUCACUCGUCAGAAUGAAGUUUUGACCACGUUAUUGUUAUUUGGUGCUCGGAUGUUCAUUUCAGCAACCUUCAUAGUAGCGUGUAUAUAUGCCCCUGAGGUGUAUCCAACUAAUGUGAGAUCGACUGGUGUUGGUAUUACGACUGCCAUUGGAAGAAUUGGUGGGAUGGUAUGCCCUCUUGUAGCUGUUGGACUAGCUGGUGGCUGCAACCAAACGGUUGCAGUUGUAGUGUUUGAAACUAUGAUAGUUCUUUCUGGACUAAGUGUUGUACUUUUUCCAUUUGAAACUCAAGGGAAAGAGUUGGCUGAUCAUGUACACGCGUCUGCUUGAAUUUAGGAGUAAGUUAUGAAGAGAUCAUGUUGCUAAUACUAUAGGUACAGAUGCAUAUUCUUGAUUUAUAUGCAUAAAUUUCUUUAUACUGUAGAUUAUUACCCUGGACAAUGAUAUUUCAUUGUCCGGUAGAUCAGUAAACCUUGGUUGUGUAAUACAAUAAAAGUGUAAGAGGCCUUUGGAAACAUUCAUUCCAUUUUAAAUGAUGGAUUUCAAAUGA
Messenger RNA from Daucus carota subsp. sativus, 2840 nucleotides. Its product is annotated as organic cation/carnitine transporter 7. Gene Ontology annotation, molecular function: transmembrane transporter activity. The coding region runs from base 1166 to 2620 and encodes 484 amino acids. The transcript has 6 exons. Gene Ontology annotation, biological process: transmembrane transport. Gene Ontology annotation, cellular component: membrane. NCBI's taxonomy places the organism in Eukaryota, Viridiplantae, Streptophyta, Magnoliopsida, Apiales, Apiaceae. The record is from RefSeq and is a predicted model, not a curated record.